AUGAACAGACCUGACCUGGGCAGAAGGACACGAGAGGCUUGGGGAGCAUUCAAAAGCAUCGAGGAUGUAGUGAAGAGGACCAAGAACAUCCGGUUCCAUGCUCACCUAUUCAACACCACCGUUCUUCCUGCUUUGAAUUACGCUUCAGAAACGGGGGUUUCGCAAGCAGGAGGAAAAUGCGAUCAACGUCAUAGAACCGGAAUUGAAAGGAUGAUGCUAGGAAUAACCCGCUUUACACAAGUGAAAGAAGGGAUUCGAAGUUCACUUCUACGUCACCGACCGAAGAUCAGAGACGCUGCCGCAUAUGCUAAGGAAAGCAAAAUUAUUUGGGCCGGACACGUGAUGCGUUUCAACGACAAUCGUUGGACCAAAGCCGUAAGCGACUGGAUACCACGCGACAUCAAACGCACCGCAGUAAAACCGCCGACCCGAUGGUCGGACCUCUUCACGAAGUCCUUCAAAGAAAAGUACGACACUUUUCGAGUUCCUUGCUAG
Necator americanus (New World hookworm) is the source of this 495-nucleotide messenger RNA. RefSeq lists its product as uncharacterized. The record is from RefSeq and is a predicted model, not a curated record. The transcript has a single exon. Bases 1 to 495 code for a protein of 164 amino acids. Lineage: Eukaryota; Metazoa; Nematoda; Chromadorea; Rhabditida; Ancylostomatidae.